AUGAAACUUGAUCUUGAUAUUUAUCAGUGGCUUGUAAAAAUUAAUGUGAUAUGGGAAUUGCCUAUUAAUAAUUUAUUUGCUCACGUGGAUUAAUCAUUAGAAGAGCAAUUCUUGAAUGGAAUAAUAGUUAGUCAAAUCCUCAAAUAAUUUGAUUCGAAGAUUGAGGUGGAUGUCAAAUAAGGUAAUAGUAAUGGAAUAAGAUUGUUCAAUUGGAAUAAUGUAUGCAGAAGUUUACAAUAGAUUAACAUAACCUUAGAUGAUGACAUUAAAAUAUCAAUUGUAAAGGGAGAUUCUUAGAUGUUGAUGCAAUUUUUGAAAGAAUUAAAAUAACAUUAUGAAAUGGCAUUUUAUGUGGAAGAGCAAGUAAGUACAACAACUAGAUUCAAUUCUCAAUAAAAUGAACCUCAAGAAAUAGGCAUCGAUGAAAUCGACCCUGAAAAGCCUCUUAUUUAAACCUAGUCCCUUUUAGAAUUCAUCAUAGUUUCCCUUUGCAAACAUUUUACCUUAAAGCCUAAGCAAGCAGUAGCCUUGCUUAAUUAAAAUUAUAAAUAAUUAUCAAAUAUCCUGAUCAAAGGCAACAAAAGCUUCAAAAAUGUCACAAAUUGGUUGAUGGAAUUGUCAAAGCAUAUUAAUCACAUUAUUAAAUUUGUCACCUACAAAAUUGAUAUACUGUUGUCUCUUCUUAAAGCUGGUUUAGUAUCUCAAAGCACAGAGGUAUGUUAUUGGACUUUAUAUAUAAUUGAAGGGAUAGUCAUAAAUCUACCUUAAAAGGAAUUGUUAGAAGAUGUGUAUGCUUGGUUGAUAAGAGAACAUGGGGGUUUAAUUGUAUUGAUUUUAUCUUAAUAACGUCAUCACUAAUAUUUGGAAUAAGUCUGCAAAAUAUAUAGUGUAGUCUCCUAAUACAAUGUUGUAGAUUUCUUUGAUGUGCAACUCAGGAAAAUAUUGAAAUCUGGAAAAGAGUACAUAGAUUUUAUAAAUGGAAUAAUCCAAACAAUUCAGAUUCGGGAUCAGAUGUAAGAACUAAAUCUUUUCGAGUUGUUUGCUUCAUAUGCUGUGAAACUGUUUGAACCUUAACAUACUACCAUGGAGAGAAUGACAGCUCUUAAAUAUUUUGAACAUUAUUGGGUAUUUUAUCCACAGUAAUUUGUGAUCAAUCAAAUGGAACAAUACUUAUUAAAUUCAAGGAAAGCAACCAGGGAAUCUAGUUUUGCAAUGAGAAUAUUUACUUAUCAAAGUUUAUUCAGAAUCUUAGACAAUUUGGCAUUGUAAAAGGACAAAUAUGCUGCUUUAUUAUACAAGAAGUUAGUAUUUUCUCUGAUUGAAAACUUCGAUUAGAAAGAAGUGAGAGAAUUUUUGGUUGCCAAUUUCUUAAUGCUCAUUAAAAAGUAUUCAACAAUACCCAUUGAUAUUUUAAUUAUUCCUAUGGUGAAGUAACUGUAAAUUGAAUAAAAUGAAAUAUAAAUUAACAUAGUAGACUUUCAAUUAUUAAAAUCUGUUUGCACUCAUCCAAAAAUUGAUGUUAAUGUAGCAAUAUUAAUGCUCGAUAUGUUAAGUAAGUUAUAUUUAAGUUCUAUCAUGUUUUAUCAAUUGGCAUUUUAAUAGAUAUAAUUACUUUUAACGAGAUUCAUUAAAUCAAAUGCUGUUUAGGAAUUCACUUUUAAUCUUGUUAAGAUUGCGAUAUCAGAAUAUUAUGGCAACUAUUAAGAACAUGUGAAGAGUAAUCCAAAAUCUAUUUUGAAUAGGAAUCCGGAUGAAAAUAUAAAAAGAUAAUAGUUUAGAUCUUAGAUUAUUUCAUUAAUUAAAUUCAUUAUUAAUCUUAGAUCAUUUGAAUUGAAUGAAUUGAUUAAACCUGUAAUUGCUCAUUUCUAUUUGGAGAUCUAAUAGAAUUUAAAAACUGAAUCUAAAGCUUUAUUUAUGUUAUUAGGGCAUUUUGGUGAUCCCUAAGAAAUCCUCUAGGAAGAAUAAAAAAAAUCAAAACAAAUCAACUAAUAACCUUAAAACCCUAUUUUUUCAAGUCAAAUUGUGAAGUCCUAAUGGCAGGGAUCAAAAGCAUCACUGGCUUAACACAAUCUGGGCCAUUCGAAGUCAUAAAAAGGAAUACUUUCUCAGCGAGAUGAUCCAUUUAAAGAGUUGAGGGAUGAUACAAACAAACCUACUUUGACUAUGCUUGGAAACCUAUCGCUGAAUUAUGAUGAAUAGUCAUUGUUGAAAUAAUUUGAACUACUUUGA
Molecule: messenger RNA, 2229 nt
Organism: Paramecium tetraurelia
Lineage: Eukaryota; Ciliophora; Oligohymenophorea; Peniculida; Parameciidae
Exons: 3
Source: RefSeq, a predicted model, not a curated record